Messenger RNA from Jaculus jaculus (lesser Egyptian jerboa), 1913 nucleotides. It is a transcript of the gene C2H8orf34, whose product is annotated as chromosome 2 C8orf34 homolog. The record is from RefSeq and is a predicted model, not a curated record. The transcript is spliced from 16 exons. Lineage: Eukaryota; Metazoa; Chordata; Mammalia; Rodentia; Dipodidae. Bases 497 to 1852 code for a protein of 451 amino acids.
GGCGCGGGCAGGGACGCGGUGAAUGAGUUCUCCCCGCGCCUCCGCCGAGUUGGCUGAGUUGGCGGCGCCUCGCCCGGGUUCCCCUGGCUCUCGGCGCUCCUCCACCUAGCCGCUGCCCAAGCCUCGCCGGCAGACGAGCUCCGGAGCUUCGGUCCCGGCCCCGGUCCGGGGGUAGAAGAGGGUGGACCCCGUGUGGACUCCAGAUCGAGCGGCAUCUUCCACCCUGAGGCCCCAUCUCUCUCUCUCCAUGGCGUUUCGACAACAAACCCGAAUCCAGGCUUACCUGGAGAAGAACAAGAUCGGUCCUCUGUUUGAGAUGUAAGAGGAGGAGAGAGCUACUUGCUUUGUACGGAAAAUUUAGAUGCGUUAAGAAGAGGCAGAAAGCCAUAAGAUAAUAUGGGCACCAGCGAUUGCUCCGUUGGUGCAUGUGGACACAUCUCAAGAGGAUUAUGAAAGGUGGCAGCACUGUGUGAAGCUCUUAAAAGCAAAGGAAUUAAUGACCAAGUUAAUAACUGAGACCCCUGACCAACCAAUUCCAUUUCUCAUUGACCAUCUUCAGUCUAAACAAGGGAACCGUGGACAGCUGCAAAGAACUUUGUCUGGAUCUGCAGCCCUGUGGGCAGACAGUGAAGUAGCAGGAGAACCUAAAGGAACAAGAAGGGAUUUUAGAAGCUAUGAUAAACCUUGGCAAUUAAAUGCAAAGAAGCCUAAAAAAUCAAAAAGUGACCUUGCUGUGUCUAAUAUUUCUCCUCCAUCACCAGAUUCCAAGUCAUUGCCAAGGUCAGUAGAGCAUCCUAAGUGGGACUGGAGGACUAAACCAGAAAGCCGUGAUUUUGAUGAAUUGAACCACAUCCUUCAAGAGAGCAAGAAGCUGGGGAAAGCCCUUGAGAAUCUCUCUCGAAGUAUUGCAAUCUCAGAUGAACUGGAUAAGGAAACAGUGGCUUUCAGUUCUUCUCUUCUGAGACCUCGAGUGAUUGGAGAAUGGAUUGGCAGGGAAGAAAAUGAUGCUGAUCCCCUGGCUGCGGAAAUGCUGCAGCCCCCAGUUCCCCGCACUAAAAAUGACCAGUGGGAAAAUGAAGAUAGUGGCUGUAGCCCUGCAGGAAGCAUAAAGGUGGAGCCCAAGACCAAAGGACUAAAGCAGCAACAGCAGCAGCAUAAGAAACUCCUGGCAGCCAUGCUUUCGCAGGAUUCCUUCGAGUCCAUCCACAGUCCUACACCGUCUGUAACGGAAGAAGACAUUGAUAAUGAAGAUGAUGCAAUGGAGUUGCUGGAGGAUCUUGAUGACUUAAGAAUGGAGGGAGUAACAACCCUGGUACCUUCUGGGAGCAAAUUUAACCAAGGUCGUGCCACUCACCCUGCUGAACCUCAGGCCAAGGUCACACUGAAUAUCUGUUCAAGGUGUGCCAGGCUUCAAGGAGACAACCUGGCAGAAACAGCAGAGGACACAUCACAAAUACUUCACUCCCCAAAUGAAAUAAUCCCAGACUCAUUGGAUUCUUUACCUGUGACUGAAGAAGCACUGAUGGAGGAGGGUGAAGAACUUGAGAAAACAUCUAGAUUAAUAGGACCUGAAGAAGCCUCCAGUGGAGGACAGUCUUUGAAAACCUACAUGGAAGAAGACGAGUCCUUAAAGCAGCUGCAGGUGGUGCACCAGCCCUGGCUCCUGCCAAGCGACACAGAGAGCGAAGGACUGGAGGACCAGCGACACCAUGGAGGCAGGAACGUGUGGCAGAGGACAGCUGUUCCCAGCAUGGCAGACAGGAAGACAGGAAGCAGAGAGCAUGGUUCUGCUGAACUUCUUCUUUGUGUCCCAUGCUCUUCUUGUCCUACUCUGGUCUACUCUGGUCUGUGAGACUGGCAAAAAAAAAAAAAAAGCUGCAAGUGGUCCCUAAAGAGAUUGUUACUAAUGUAAU